AUGACAUCCCCUGAGUACGAGCCACUGCUCUCGAAUCUCUACUCUAGCACCUCCAGCAUCCCGCACUUAUCUUCGGAUGCCAUCGAAGAGCUUCUUCUGCACCAGAGGCAACAAAUCACAUUCAGGUGGUGGUCUCGCCUCUUCGCUUGGGAGUCAAGGCUGCUCUGGCUCUUAUCAGGUUCCUCCAUCGUCGUCUCGGUAUUCAACUACAUGCUCAGCUUUGUGACCCUCAUGUUCACUGGCCAUCUGGGUGCCUUAGAGCUCGCUGGUGCCUCCAUUGCCAGUGUCGGAAUUCAAGGCCUUGCCUAUGGCAUUAUGCUUGGGAUGGCGAGCGCAGUGCAGACAGUGUGCGGGCAAGCGUACGGAGCCAAGAGGUACUCAGCAAUGGGGAUAAUAUGCCAGAGGGCGGUCCUGCUGCACUUAGGAGCAGCAAUCCUGCUCUCAUUCCUCUACUGGUUCGCCGGCCCGGUCCUGCGGGCGAUGGGCCAGUCGGACAGCAUUUCGGAGCAAGGGCAGGUGUUCGCCAGGGGGCUCAUCCCGCAGCUGUACGCAUUUGCGGUGAGCUGCCCGCUGCAGAGGUUCCUGCAGGCGCAGAACAUAGUGAACCCUCUGGCGUUCAUGUCGGUGGGGGUUUUCUUGCUGCACACGCUGCUGACGUGGGUCGCCAUCGAUGUGGCUGGGUGGGGGCUCCUUGGUGCCGCCCUGACGCUGAGCUUCUCGUGGUGGGUGCUGGCGUUGUUGAAUGCUGUGUACGUGGCUUUCAGCCCUCGCUGUAAGGAGACGUGGACGGGGUUGUCUGUCAGGGCUUUUACGGGGAUAUGGCCUUACUUGAGGCUCACGCUUGCUUCUGCUGUCAUGCUUUGCUUGGAGAUAUGGUACAGUCAAGGGUUAGUGCUAAUAUCAGGUCUUCUGUCCAACCCAACAGUCGCCUUAGACUCCAUCUCCAUUUGCAUGAACUACUUGAACUGGGAUAUGCAGUUCAUGCUGGGCCUAAGUGCAGCUGCAAGCGUCCGGGUGAGCAAUGAGCUGGGAGGAGGGCAUCCGAACGUGGCGAGGCUAGCGGUCGGGGUGGUCAACUUCACCAGCAUCCUCAUCAGCACGCUCUUCAGCGCCGUGGUGUUGAUCUGCAGAGUUGGGCUGAGCAAGCUCUUCACCACCGACUCUCAGGUCAUCGACGCAGUCUCCAAUCUCACUCCGCUGCUCGCCAUCUCCGUCUUCCUCAACGGCAUCCAGCCUAUCCUCUCCGGAGUGGCGAUUGGGAGUGGGUGGCAAGGCGUGGUGGCCUAUGUCAACUUGGCUACUUACUACAUCAUCGGCCUUCCAAUUGGAUGCGUGCUUGGCUUCAAAACCUCUUUGGGAGUUGCGGGGAUUUGGUGGGGAAUGAUCAUAGGAGUUGUGUUGCAAACAAUAACGUUGAUUAUUAUCACAGCAAGAACAAACUGGGAUGCUGAGGUCGCAAAAGCGGUUGAAAGGCUGAAGAACUCUGCCAAUGAGGAGAACCUGGACCUCGUUGAAAUUUAGAAUUUACUAGAGAUUUGCUUUUUGCCUUGCAAGGACCCCGACCGUUUCUUUUCUGUGUUCGAUUUGGCUUUAGUUUUUUUUAGUGAUCAGCGUAACACCCGAUCAUAUAAUUUGUUUACAAUACCUAAACCACCCUUCGUUGGUUACGCAUAUCCUGAUUAACCCUAAGCUGAACCCUUCUGAUCAGCUACUAGUAUAUAUGUAAGUGUAACAGAGUAGCCGCGAAGAGGACCCAAAAACCCCUCAUCCCUCCCGGUUUAAUUCGAUCGACCCAAAUAGAAGACCACCAACGCCUGCUAGGGGGAUUGAUCCACAAGGUAAGGACUUGCCGUAAGGCCUUUGGUUUAGGAUUAACGUGUGGGAUAUUACUGUACUGAUAUCAUGACUCCACCAUCUAAUUGC
Linum tenue is the source of this 1923-nucleotide messenger RNA. Lineage: Eukaryota; Viridiplantae; Streptophyta; Magnoliopsida; Malpighiales; Linaceae. The record is from the annotation of a GenBank genome assembly.